AUGGGUUCAGUGACUGUUCAAUUACUUCAAGCCAAAUCACGAAUAACUCCAACGAAGACUAUUACUAUACCACGACUUGAACUAAUGGCUGCUACCAUAGGUGCUAGGCUGUUUAGUUCUGUGAAGCAAGCUCUAAAACUUCCCAACAUCAAGACUUACUUUUGGACAGAUUCUUCCACAGUUCUUGUGUGGAUAACUCGUCGAGAACAGUGGUCGGUAUUCGUUACAAACAGAAUAAGUGAAAUUAGAAAAUUGACAAUUUCGGAAGAUUGGUUCCAUAUUUCAACUGACCAGAAUCCAGCAGACAUUUUGUCAAGAGGUUGUGGACCUAGGCAACUUCAGAAACGCAAGUGGUGGCAAGGGCCAGCCUGGUUGAAGAAUCCGAAGGAGCAGUGGCCAAAGUCAGCUGUAAAUAUUAACGAAAAAGAAGUAGAGAUAGAGAAACGAAAUUUAUUUUCACCAUCAACUGUAAUGUAUGGUAUUGUAAUGUCAUUGUCAUCAUCAGUAACUGUAUCUUUCGGCCCACAGUUCUCUAUGCCUUAA
Stegodyphus dumicola is the source of this 543-nucleotide messenger RNA. RefSeq lists its product as uncharacterized. The record is from RefSeq and is a predicted model, not a curated record. NCBI's taxonomy places the organism in Eukaryota, Metazoa, Arthropoda, Arachnida, Araneae, Eresidae.